Molecule: messenger RNA, 1504 nt
Organism: Nematolebias whitei (Rio pearlfish)
Lineage: Eukaryota; Metazoa; Chordata; Actinopteri; Cyprinodontiformes; Rivulidae
Product: zgc:55558
Exons: 5
Coding region: 273-836 (187 amino acids)
Biological process (GO): Ras protein signal transduction
Cellular component (GO): plasma membrane
Molecular function (GO): GDP binding; GTPase activity; GTP binding
Source: RefSeq, a predicted model, not a curated record
CUUACAAUGAACCACAAUGGAGAAGUAGGAAGCCUCACAUACUCUGGAUUGUAAUUUUAAUUUAAGGUUUUAUUUUAGCCUUAGCAUACUCACAGGUACUCGGUUUGUGUUUAAUUGCGCUUCUCUAGCCUGACACGCAAGUUGUCAGAUACUGCAGCUUUUCUAUCAGCGCUUUAAACAAGGAAAUAAUCUCAGGCUAACGUUAUGUAGCUAAUCUCAUUUAUCUGUCGGAAAGUCAUCUGUCAUUUGAGUUACAAGUCCCACAAACAGGUAUGACCGAGUACAAGCUGGUGGUUGUCGGUGCUGGAGGUGUGGGGAAGAGCGCUCUCACCAUCCAGCUCAUCCAGAACCACUUCGUGGACGAGUACGAUCCCACCAUCGAGGACUCGUACAGAAAGCAGGUGGUGAUUGAUGGAGAGACGUGUCUGCUGGACAUCUUGGAUACCGCAGGUCAGGAGGAGUACAGCGCCAUGAGGGACCAGUAUAUGAGGACAGGAGAGGGCUUCCUGUGUGUGUUUGCUAUCAACAACACCAAGUCGUUUGAGGAUGUGCACCUUUACAGAGAGCAGAUCAACAGGGUGAAGGACAGCGACAGCGUCCCCAUGGUGCUAGUGGGCAACAAGAGCGACCUGAGCUCUCGCACGGUGGAGUCGCGACAGGCGCAGGAGCUGGCGCGAAGCUACGGAGUGCCGUUUGUCGAGACUUCUGCCAAAACCAGACAGGGUGUAGAGGAAGCGUUCUACUCUCUAGUGCGAGAAAUUAGAAGAUAUAAAGAGACCAACCGCAGCAACAAGAAGAACAAGAAGAGCAAUCAGAGACGUUGCAUCAUACUAUAGCGCACACACACAGUCAGCAUCCCUGAGAGCAUUUGUUUUAUCACUCUGGAGACGUGAGUGAGGCCAAUGUGGCAAACCUUUUUUUAUGGACAGUGGUUCUUCACAUUUAUUCGUUCAAUAUUGCACUUUGCAGUCAGACCAGGUGACGAGCUCAGUCCAAAUUCUGAUUAUUUUGGGACGUAAUACCUUUUUUUCCCCCCCUCAAAAGUUCAGUGCUUCUAGUGGCAGUAGAACAAAUGAACAUUUCUAUUUCCUGUAAAGACAUUUAGUCUUUAGGCAGAAAGUCGAUCCACACAUUUCUGAACUUUAAUGUCUUCUGAACAGAUUGUUGUAACUUUUGAAGCUUAAAACGCAGCAGCGUUACGCUUUUCUCACUAAGACCGUCGGUGAACUGGUUUAGUGCAAGAUGGUUUUAUUAAAGCCUGCUCUAGAUUCACGCGCGUCCUUUCUGUAUUCGUGAGUUUAGGGUUAUUUAGUGCCACUUUAAAAGUUUACUCAGGAAUUUUUAUCAGGCACUGAAUAACCGCAAAGCUCCACUCCGUUUUAACGCGUUGCCACCGCUUCUUUUCGGUCCCAGAUUUUCACGAUUUAUUCAACAGUCUGCUUUUAAUGCAGAGUUCACUCAGUGUUGGGUGUUGCAGUAAUAAUUCACAUUGUUACGCCACUAU